Molecule: messenger RNA, 4432 nt
Organism: Thamnophis elegans (Western terrestrial garter snake)
Lineage: Eukaryota; Metazoa; Chordata; Lepidosauria; Squamata; Natricidae
Gene: CORO1A
Product: coronin 1A
Exons: 11
Coding region: 10-1470 (486 amino acids)
Biological process (GO): actin filament organization; cell migration
Molecular function (GO): actin filament binding
Source: RefSeq, a predicted model, not a curated record
UCCUGGGCGAUGGCUUUUAAAAAGCCUGAGCGCUCUAUUCCUAAUGCAUUGUGUGGCACAUCAGCUACGGAAGGUGCAGGAAACAUGAGCCGCAAAGUUGUGAGGUCCAGCAAGUUCCGGCAUGUCUACGGGCAACCGGUGAAGGCUGACCAAUGCUAUGAUGACAUCCGUGUUUCUCAAAUGACCUGGGAUGGGAACUUUUGCUCUGUCAACCCCCAAUUCCUAGCCAUCGUCGUGGAGGCCAGUGGUGGAGGAGCCUUCCUGGUCCUGCCAUUGUCCAAGACUGGUCGCCUGGAUAAGGCCCACCCUGUGGUCUCAGGGCAUACAGCGCCUGUGUUAGAUGUAGAGUGGUGUCCCCACAAUGACCAUAUUAUUGCCAGCGCAUCCGAGGACUGCAGUGUUAUGGUCUGGUCAGUGCCUGAAGGUGGCCUUACAAGAUCUUUGAAUGAACCUCUGGUGACUCUCGAAGGCCACUCUAAGAGGGUGGGGAUUGUGACAUGGCACCCAACAGCCCAGAACCUUCUGCUGAGUGCAGGCUGCGACAAUGUGGUGAAAGUCUGGGACGUGAGUGUUGGACAAGCGGCCAUUUCCUUGGAUGAGUUGCACCCGGAUGUCAUCUACAGUGCAGCUUGGAACCAGGACGGCUCUUUGCUCUGCACAGCCUGCCGGGAUAAGCACGUGCGGCUUUUCGACCCCCGGGCAGGGGGCAACGCUGCAAAUGAAUUGCCCCGUGCCCACGAGGGGUCUCGCCCUGUUCGGGCCACGACUGUGAAGGAUGGGAAGCUUUUUACAACAGGUUUCAGCCGCAUGAGUGAGCGACAGGUGGCCCUGUGGGAUCUGAGAAAUCCUGAGGAACCAUUGACACUUCAGGAACUAGAUACAAGCAGUGGUGUUCUCUUGCCUUACUAUGACCCAGACACCAACGUGGUUUACCUGACUGGCAAGGGUGACAGCAGUAUCCGGUACUUCGAGCUGACUGGCGAAGCGCCCUACGUGCACUAUUUAUCCAUGUUUACUUCCAAGGAGUCACAGCGAGGAGGGGGAUGGAUGCCCAAACGAGGGCUGGAUGUCAGCAAGUGCGAAAUUGCCAGAUUUUACAAGCUACACGAGAGGAAAUGUGAGCCCAUUGCUAUGACGGUGCCCCGGAAGUCAGACCUGUUCCAAGAGGACCUGUAUCCUGACACAGCUGGUCCAGAUCCUGCCUUGACCUCAGAGGAGUGGCUAGCAGGCAAGAACGCAAGCCCAAUCCUCAUUUCCCUCAAGGAUGGCUACAUUCCCCAGAAGAGCCGAGAGUUCAAAGUCAACCAGACUCUCCUGCAGGGGCCCAAAAGAAGUCAACUUCCACACGAAAGGACACAGCAAGGGGGCCCAACUUUAGAACAGUUCUCAGAGGACCUGAAACGACUGCAAAUUUCUGUGUCGGAACAGGAGCGACGCAUCUUGGAGCUGGAAAGGAUUGUGAAGGAAUAGUUUCUCCCUCUCUGCCUGGUCUGGUACUUCAUGAGCCAGAAUCAGAGGUGGUAUUCAGCCGGUUCGGACCGGUUUGGCUGAACCGGUAGCAGAAAUUUUAACUGGUUUGUCGACCCGGCAAAUACCACAUCUGGUUGGCCCCACCCCCACCCGUCUGGUCACCGGUCGCCCUGCCCGCCUGCCCACCCACUGCUUGCCCCGCCUGCCCCCUCACCCCACCCGCUUGCCACUCACCCCAUCCAGUCACUCCUGUGUGUGGGUCCUCGCUUGCGCAUGCGCAGUCUCUGCUCUAAGUUGCCUGCCUAAGCUGCUUCCCACGUGGUGCGUGCCUGCUGUGUCCCAACUGAGUGGUCCUGAUCUGCCUCCUCCUGCCUACAGGUAAGCCUGCGAGUCGCCGUAGCCCUCCUGUCCCCGGAGCUUGUCACACCCCUCUGUCCCCAGGCUUCCCCGAAGCCUCUGCCUGCUCGCUUUGCCCGGGUAAUGCGCCAUUCCCUGCCUCUGGCCUUGCUGCAGAGAUUAUGCCUGCUCACCACUCACCUUGGCCGGGUCAGGGAACGCCUCAUUCCCUGGCUCCAGCGUUGCCCUGGGUCUCUGCCCACAGGCUGCCCGCAUGCCCUCCGCUUUGCUCAUCUUCCGUUCUGAAGGACCACCUCCAGAAGCCUCCAGCUGCCAGUAGUUUUCGGCUGUCUUCUGAGCUGUUCUGCUGCGACGCCAUCUGUCUGGCAUAGCAGGCUGUUCUCCUGGCAGGGUCUGGCUGUAAGUGGCACUGGCAGGCAAUGGGGUGCAUGUGCAUGGCCAGCGCGAAGAACAGGGCGGUGAUGGUGGGGCUUCAUUUCACGCCUUUUUUUUUUUUUGGCCAGUAGUUUUUGGCACAAAAAGCCUGCAGCUGCUGCUGUCAGCUCAGUUCCAGCUGGCAAAGAGACAGCGGCUGGAGGCUUCUUGUGCCACAAACUACAGGCCGAAAAAAAGGCCUGAAGGCCAUCACUGCCGUCGCUGCCCUGUUCUUUGCGUCAGCUGCGCAUGUGCACCGCAUUGUCUGCCGUUGCCUCUCAUGGCCAGACCAGGCAGAGAACGGCCUGCUGUGCUGGAGGGACGGUGCUGCAGCGGAGCCGCUUGGAAGUCAGCCGCCGCAGUCUGUUAAGGUACUUCAAGAUGGAGGGAUGGGGGGACUAUAAAGGGACAGGCUGCAGGAGCUGCCUUCCGAGCAGCUCUGCUGCGAAGGGAGGCAGAAAAGUUUGGCCAAGUCUUCUCCUCCUUCUCGGGCAUACACACAGAGCGUACACACAUCUCGUAGCGCAGUCCCUGCAAGUCCCUCCAGUGCCGUGAUAUAUGUGGCUGUUUGCCUUGUGUGUAUGAGGCCGAGGAGAGAAGCAGCCAGACUGAAUGCUCAGCAGAAGUCAGGUUGAACGCUAGGAGACUUGGCCGAACUUUUCUGUGGCUGUGGCUUGGUGGUGGUGGUGGUCAUGUGACUGAGUGGGCAUGGCCAACAAUGUCACUCACAGCAAGAUGCCGCCCCAUGAACCCCCACCAAGCCACGCCCACAGAACUGGUAGUGAAAAAAAUUGAAUACCACCACUGGUCACAAUGGACUUUUUUUCACUGGCCUUUUAAAGUCCCUUUAAUAUAUUUUUUUUAAUGGGUGGAUCCUCAGGGCAUUAUUAAGAUUCAUCCACCCUAAUCUCAGGGCAGAAACUCAGUUUGUCUAUUCCAGAGCCCUUUUUCUGAGUUAACAGAUUCCACCUGCAAAUAUACGAAAUAUACAUCUUUGCUUAGCCUUGGUGAAGGCAUUCAGGAUGAUAGCUCAUCUAUUUACAACCUGUAGGCUUGUAUCAACCAGGCCUUCAAUUCUGGAUCUUUGCUUUCUGGUUCCUGCUCUGCUUUUCUCCUUAGAAAACAAAUUGUCUUCCUUUGGAUUUUUUUAAAAAAAUGCUGCAUAUCCCCUUACUUAAUAUUUUGCUUUUGAGGGCAUGGUUGGGGGUGGUUCUCUUGUUUUAAUAGGGCUAAAAUAUUUAACUGAUUGAUUAAGCAUUUGGAUCGACAGGUAUGCAUUUUAAUUGGUUGGUCAGUCACUAAGGUGUGAAAAAUGGUCAUGUCACCUUUUAGCAAAUUGACCUGCAAAGAAUUUAACACAAUCUAAUCCAGCAUUUUGUUCAUGCCAAAUGGAAAGAAAGGAAGGAAGCAGUUCUCCUCCCCAUGCCUGAUACUGAAAGGCUCCCUAAGCCUAACAGAGCUAUUAAAAUCCUGUCCCAUUUGAUUACUUUGUCUUCCAUGGAAUGGUCUACCCAUCUUCAGAUCUCUUUCUUUUUUCACCCAUGCAUUCGCCAAUGAUUUCUGGCCAAUCCUUUAAAUGUAAUCGAAUUAAUUAACUAAUUAACCCAGGACCCUAUUAAUCUAGAUCACCCUUCUCUUGAUUAAGUAUGGGGGGCCAAUUUGAAUAGUUGAUCAAUGGUCAGUAGUGGCUUUUUCCCCUCUAAAAUGAAAUAAGAGUUAGGAGCAGAGUUUUCAUCUCCCACAAAACUUUUUAACAUUGGGAGGAUUUUUUCCAGGUAACCAUGGUUUAUUAAAAAACGUAAAGCUUUGGUGACUGUAGCUCACUUUGUAAGAUGUAUAGAUUGUUAGACUGAUUUAAAUUGGAGGGAGAUAGAGGAAGAAGGGUAGAAAAAUCAUGUUGGUUAUGCAGAUACAGGUGAUAAUGAGAGGCUACAAGUACCCUAUCAGUUGACAAUUCUAAUGUUAAAAAUCUAUUGCUGAGACCUGAGAUUGCCUGAAUGCUUUAGAAUUUCUCAUUAAAUAGUGCUGAUAAAAAUCCUGGUAUUUUUUGUUUUAAAUAUAUUUUGAGAUCUCUCAUGGUGUCUUGACAGGCCAAAUCCUUGAUAUUACUUUGUCCUUAUUUUGAGUUCUGAUGUUAGUGCCUAUUAAGCUUAUGCCUGUUAAUAAAAUUUAUUGGUUGGAAAACCUGUUA